AAUUAUAUUUCUUUAAUUAAUAACAUGGAAAUAGAAGGGGUCAUAUAUGUAGAACAAGAAAUACAAGAUUUUUCAGAAUCGAUGCAAAAAGCCCCUAAAAAGGCCAAAACGAUCAGCCGAGCUCUCCUUUCCGCGCUGUAACUGCAAUGCAGCGUUCAGGCUAUCUUCUUUCGGGCCUUCCCACUAUCCUAACUCACAAGCCGUUGGUAGUUCCCUUGAUCGCUUCCAAUAGUCGCGGGCUGCUAGCUCCGUCAAGCGUCAACCAACCGCUGUUUAGUCUGCUCCUCAUGCCAUGCGUUACCUCUACUUCCACGGCAACGCAAGCCAGGCUCGGCCUAUCCGCCACCACCUCCUCGCCUACCUCGACGCCUGCGCCUCGCGGGCCCACCUGGCGGAGCUCCACGGCCGGCUCGUCCGGGCCCACCUCACCUCCGACAGCUUCGUCGCCGGCCGGCUCAUCGCCCUCCUCGCGUCCCCCGCGGCGAGGCAUGACAUGCGGUACGCGCGCAAGGUGUUCGACGGAAUGGCCCAACCGAACGCGUUCGUGUGGAACUGCAUGAUUAGAGGGUACAGCAGCUGCGAAGCCCCCCGGGAUGCAUUGGCGGUGUUCAGGGAAAUGCGUCGGAGGGGAGUCUCUCCUGAUAAUUACACUAUGGCAGCGGUCGUGUCGGCGAGUGCUGCCUUUGCUGGCUUGAAGUGGCGGUCAAAUGGGGACGCAAUUCAUGCGCUGGUUCGGAGGAUUGGGUUUACAUCGGAUGUGUUCGUCAUGUCAGGUCUUGUUAAUUAUUAUGGUGCCUUUAGAAGUGUUGAGGAAGCAAGCAAGGUUUUCGAGGAAAUGUAUGAGAGGGACGUGGUGUCUUGGACGUCAAUGAUAUCAGCUUGUGCACAGUGUGGUCACUGGGACAAAGUGCUAAAGAUGCUUUCUGAGAUGCAAGCAGAAGGAAUUAUUCCUAACAAGGUCACGAUUAUAAGCCUGCUUUCUGCUUGUGGCCAAACACAGGCUGUUGAUGAAGGCCGGUGGGUGUACAAUCAGGUUGGUAAAUUUGGUAUCGAGGCAGAUGUGGAUAUCAGGAAUGCUCUCAUAAGCAUGUACACGAAAUGUGGAUGCUUGUCUGAUGCUUUAGAAGCAUUUCAAGCCAUGCCUGCAAGAUAUACUAAAUCAUGGAAUACGUUGAUCGAUGGCUUUGUGCAAAAUCAUGAGCACAAAGAAGCGCUAAGAAUAUUUGAAGAGAUGCUGUUGCAUGGCGUAACUCCAGAUGGUAUAACGCUUGUAAGUGUCUUAUCAGCAUGUGCUCAACUUGGUGAGUUGCGGAAAGGCAUGCAUGUUCACAGUUAUAUCAAAGAUAAUGGGAUCUGUUGUGACAAUAUCCUUACAAAUUCUUUGAUCAACAUGUAUGCCAAAUGUGGUGAUAUGGCUGCAGCUGAAAGGGUUUUUCAAACUAUGACAAAAAAGGAUGUUGUUUCCUGGACAGUUAUGGUUUGUGGUUAUGUGAAGGGACAUCAAUUUACAAUGGCCUUCAACCUAUUUGAAGAAAUGAAGAUUGCAGAAGUCGUGGCACAUGAAAUGGCACUGGUUAGUCUACUUUCUGCUUGUUCACAGCUGGGAGCACUUGAUAAAGGAAGAGAGAUACACUCUUAUAUAGAAGAGAUGAAUGUAGCCAAAGAUUUGUGCCUAGAAAGUGCCCUGGUGGAUAUGUAUGCAAAAUGUGGCUGCAUUGACACUGCUUCUGAAAUAUUUAGAAAAAUGCAGCAUAAGCAGACCCUCUCAUGGAAUGCCAUGAUUGGAGGUCUUGCAAGCAAUGGUUAUGGAAAAGAAGCAGUGGAGCUCUUUGAUCAAAUGCUGGAGUUACAGGAUCCAAAACCGGACGGCAUUACUCUUAAGGCAGUUCUUGGUGCCUGUGCACAUGUAGGAAUGGUUGAUGAAGGUCUCCGUUACUUCUAUUUGAUGUCAAGCCUUGGUGUUGUCCCUGAUACUGAGCACUAUGGUUGCAUAGUAGACCUCCUGGGGAGAGCUGGUAUGUUAGACGAGGCAUUUCACUUUAUCAAGAAGAUGCCAAUAGAACCCAAUCCUGUAAUUUGGGGAUCACUUCUUGCUGCUUGUAGAGUUCAUCACAGAAUGGAUCUAGGAAAGGUAAUUGGACAGCAUAUCGUUAACGUAGCUCCUAAUGAUGUGGGAGUGCAUGUGCUCGUUUCAAACUUACAUGCUGAAGAAAGUCAAUGGGAUGAUGUCGAACAUGUUAGAGGACUAAUGGGAAGCAGAGGUAUAGAGAAGACACCUGGACACAGUUCUGUCCAGGUAUAAACCUUCAGAGUUCAGACUAUGUAAACUUCACUUGAAUACAUGAUCUACCAUUGAGUAAAAUAUAGAAAGUUUGCAGGAGCAAAUGACAUGAUUUCUGUCUCAAUAUCAAAUGUCUAAAGCAGGAUCUAAAAGUUCUCAGGUUAACUUCUGCUGUUGAGCAUAGUCUAUAGCAUGGCCUACAGAAUGUUUGGUUGCAUUACUGAACUGUGCUUUACAAACCCUGUGUGAUACUAUCUGUUCUGGCGUCAAAGGUCAUACCAACAUUUUAGUUGCCCACUGAAGGCUUAUGAAAUUGUGCUAACUGGGCCACGGCUGUAGCCGGGUAAGACAAUAAUGCCUACAUGUGGGUAUGCUGCGUGCCUGCGUGACUGCUGAUCUCCGUGCUGAAUCCUUGGCCAGCCAGCCACAGGUGAAAAAGAGAGGCACAAAUGUGCAUUUAAGUAGCUGUAGUUACUAACGUAUAUCGGGAGAGAAACAACAACAAAGCCAGUAUUUAAUUUCUGCAUCCAUAUAAUCACAUUUUCUCUA
Oryza sativa Japonica Group (Japanese rice) is the source of this 2830-nucleotide messenger RNA. RefSeq names its product pentatricopeptide repeat-containing protein At3g22690. NCBI's taxonomy places the organism in Eukaryota, Viridiplantae, Streptophyta, Magnoliopsida, Poales, Poaceae. The record is from RefSeq and is a predicted model, not a curated record. Gene Ontology annotation, cellular component: intracellular membrane-bounded organelle. Gene Ontology annotation, biological process: RNA modification. Gene Ontology annotation, molecular function: protein binding; RNA binding.